Messenger RNA from Penicillium odoratum, 294 nucleotides. RefSeq lists its product as uncharacterized. Lineage: Eukaryota; Fungi; Ascomycota; Eurotiomycetes; Eurotiales; Aspergillaceae. The coding region runs from base 1 to 294 and encodes 97 amino acids. The record is from RefSeq and is a predicted model, not a curated record. The transcript has 2 exons.
AUGAAAAGGAACGUGUUGGCAUGCUCUGUGCAACUCAACGUGAAACGAUUGAAGGACUCAGUGCCGAAGCUGCAACACAGCAUGAAACGAUUGCAAGACUCAAUGCUGAAAUUACAGAACAACGUGAGGUUAUUGAAGGGCUUCUACAAUCUCAUUCUUCCUAUACGCGUUGCGUUCAGAAACACCGCAGUGGGGAGUUGUGAGAGAGCUUCUGCCCCCGAGCCACUUGAUCUGGAAUAUGUAACUGCGGAGCUCCUCAGCGUUUCAUUGCCCUGUCUUGACUACUAUGUAUAA